This is a messenger RNA of Ostertagia ostertagi, 315 nucleotides long. Lineage: Eukaryota; Metazoa; Nematoda; Chromadorea; Rhabditida; Trichostrongylidae. The record is from the annotation of a GenBank genome assembly.
AUGGAGGACGAACUGGUGAACUCGGCGUUGGAGGAAUUGAUGGGCAUAAAAUUAGUGCAAGUCACUGCGAAAGUCAAAGCGACAUACGACUUCAAUACAAGUGACCAUACACCAAUGGAAGCAAAAGUGGAAAUAGCAGUGGCAGGGCCCCUAGAAAAAAAGCAGGAGAAGAUAAAAGCCCUUCGCAACCGUACACACUUUGGAUGCAAUGGCAUUAUCAGGAAGAACUUCACAAAAGGACAUGAUAGGAUGGAAAUCAUAUGUUUAUAUAGGACUGGAAACAAUUUAGAAAUAAUUAACCAUAAGCGAGAAUGA